ACCAGUCAAGUUCUAAACGUCGUUUAAAUACAAUGUUCCUUUUCGGGCUACUUUAUGUUUUAUCCUUGUUUUUAAAAUUGUGUACGACAGUCACAAUUUCAGACGAUGAUUACAAAUUGCUUCCUCAAUUGUAUGAUAUGGACGACUAUAAUGGUUGUAACAGAGAAAGUAACGAGUAUUGCAAAAUUAAGCUGGUUCUAAUGCCCAUUGACAGGAACAGUAAAUUGUGGAAGCUCAUUGAGACUAUCGAAAAAGAAAAACUAAUCCUGAAACGUGACGUCAUAUACCGCGCCAAAUGCCUUGCUAAGGAAUUUCUUUCAGACAGGGAAACCACAGUGGCGCAUAUCACACAACUGGAAAACAAAAAAUUGGAAAAUAUGUCGCUUCACGCGAAAAUAGAAAGCAUCAAAUGCAAAGAAAAUAUGCAGGAUUUGACUUUAAAAAGCUAUUUUGUCUUGUGGUUACUCGUGGGUUAUUUAGUACUUCUAAUUUUCGCGACAGUGGUUGAUAUAUUAUCAAGAAAAAAUAAGGGAAACCAUGCACCCAAAACAAAUAUCAUCACUGUUCUAUCAGUUCUAAGCAACUGGGAAUCUUUGAGAAAACCUAUAAGGAAUACGGACUACAACAAACUAAAGUGUUUGCAAGGUUUCAGGAUAUUAACCAUGUGGUUGGUGGUGGGCGGUCACAGCAUUAUAAUAGCUGGUACUACCUAUGUGGCCAACACCAAGAUAAUAGAUUAUUUUCUAUUAAACUUGUUCGGAAGAUGUUUGAUAAAUUUUUCACUUCUCCUGAUCCAAUCUAAUUUUUUGAUGUCCGGAUGGCUUCGCACCAUUCAAAUUUACAACGAUGUAGAGAAGUCCGAUGAUAAGAAAUUGUCAGUGAACGUGAUAACAAAAACGUUGACCGCUAGGUAUUUGCGAUUUGUUCUUCCUCUUAUAUUUUACAUCGGCCUAACUCAUUCGGUUAAACCGUUUUUUCAUGGACCACAAACAGAUCUUUUAGACGUUAAUAACGAAGCUUGUCGAACCCAUUGGUGGGCAAACCUGUUAUUAAUAAAUAACUUUUUUUAUGUUAAGGACAUGUGUAACAUCGUGUCUUGGUACCUCUCUUGUGAUUUUCAAGCACACGUAGUUUCCAUGGCACUCUUUUACUUGAUGUACAAAUGGAACUUUGGAAUAAAACUUUUUGGAGCUGUGUUCCUGUGUAUUGUAGGGAUUAAUACAUACAUUCUAUAUAAUCUCUACACGAUAUAUAAUUUAGAAAGGAUAAUUGCGAUACCGACAAGAGCUGAGUAUCUUAAACUUGAGAAUAUUUUGAAGGACGACUAUGGUUACUAUCUCCACACGUCAUUUUUUCAAAAUUUUAGUAGUUAUAUCGUAGGUAUACUCUUUGGAGCUGUAUAUCACCGAUACAAGGACACAAAUAUAGAAGUGACCAAGACCAUUACAGUCAUGUGGACCGUAGGAUUUUGUGGUCUUCCAGCUUUAGCAUCAGCUUUGUGUUUUUACGAUUACGAGCCUCUGGUUGCGGCAGUCAUUGGAUCUUUAGUAAAACCUUUGUUUGCGUUGGGUAUAGGCAUUGGUAUGCUAGGAAUAUCGCAUAACAUUGGCGGAUUUGUGAAAAGGCUGUUUGAAGCCAGCCCUCUAGAAUUUAUAUCAAGAUGGAAUUUUUCGAUUUAUUUAUUCCAUAUUCUAAUUAUAUUUUACAAUACCUCUACAUGGACGUAUAUGCUAGAAAUAUCCUAUUUCUUUUUAGUGCAAAUUUUCUUGUCUAAUAUUCUUCUAGCAACCGUAUUGGGACUGAUAUUACAUUUAAUUAUUGAAAGGCCUCUGUUAGAUAUUAAAAAUGUCAUAAUUUCUAAAUGGGCACCCAAACAAAAAACAAAUUAAACUUUUUUGUUGGAAAUAGAACCUUGUACUUUUAUAUGACUUUCUUACCAAUAAUGUAAAGAAAUGUAGUAAUAAACUGUAUACAUUUUA
Molecule: messenger RNA, 1979 nt
Organism: Anoplophora glabripennis (Asian longhorned beetle)
Lineage: Eukaryota; Metazoa; Arthropoda; Insecta; Coleoptera; Cerambycidae
Product: O-acyltransferase like protein-like
Exons: 12
Coding region: 33-1889 (618 amino acids)
Molecular function (GO): acyltransferase activity, transferring groups other than amino-acyl groups
Source: RefSeq, a predicted model, not a curated record